This is a messenger RNA of Caenorhabditis auriculariae, 1068 nucleotides long. The record is from the annotation of a GenBank genome assembly. NCBI's taxonomy places the organism in Eukaryota, Metazoa, Nematoda, Chromadorea, Rhabditida, Rhabditidae.
AUGGUACGAUUUGAAGAAAAGAGUCAAAAAACCAUUGAAAAAAGGUUUCAGAACGGUGUUCCGGUUCAAAAGCCGAGAAAAGUAACGAUCGGAAAGGGAAAGGUUACAGACGAAAGCAACACAUUUCAGGGUUGGGCAGCUUUCGCCGACGCCUGGGGGCAAAAGUCUCGCGGAACGAUAAAGAGACCAGCCGACGGGGGGAGAGUGUGCGGAUCUUGGAGGUCGCAGACGACGAGAGAAGAUCAGCCCUACAAGGAGAUGAAGCCGCGCGGAAGAUCCCAGCUGUGGAAGCGCGACGUCUUCCGAUUGAUUAACACUUUCUAUUUUUUCGACUUUUUUUUAGAUGAAUGAACUGAUUUUUAGACUUGUUAUGAUAAAAAGAUAAAUUUGGAGAAGCUUCUCCUCAAAUUCGACUAGAUCAAAAUUGAAAAAUUGAGUAAGUGAGCUUAAAAUAGUUCAAAAAAGUAAAGUGAAAGAUUCAUAACACGGCGAAACGUCAUUUCGACACAAAAGUGAGGCUGACACACGUUUCCCGUUUCAAGAAGAUCGUCUGCCUUGUUGAUCGUCUACUCGAUUGUUCUGGUUUUCCUGGUUUCGUACAAAAAACGGAACAUUGCACCUUUCUCAAUCAACUAUCAAGAAUCGCAGAAAUGUAAAGGCAAAAAUUAAAUUUUUGAUUUUUUUUUUUGCUCACUAAAGGGUUCCCUAAUCUGUUAUACGUGUUAGGUGGACUAAAAAUUUCAAAUUAAUAAUUUUUUUAUAUCACAAUGUUGAGAAAAAAAUCAACUUUGGAGGUAGUUUUUUUCGAAAAUUACGAAGUAUUUUUGAGUUGAAGUCUUCAAAACUACCACGUAGUUCUUCCAAAAAAAGUUUUUUUGAUAAAUUUUAAAAAAACUUCGAAGUCUCAAAAAGAAAAAAACUUUAUUCAGAAGAAAAUCAACUGUUCUGAAUUCCGUGUUAAAAGUGAUUCUGCGAAACUCAAAGUAACCGUCAGAGAGUGAGAAAGAUAACUAAAUUUUGGAGAGUCAAACUUUCUUUUUUAGAUCUCCCGGAAAUGGCAUGUUCUAA